CAGUACACAAACCUAUGCAUGGCGCAUGCAUACACUGUGGGCGGAUCAGAUUUAUUAUACACAAAUUACGUCUAUUAGCUGGGGACUGCAAGCGAAGAGUGUUGUAGAAUUCCAUGACGCUUGUGAUUUAUCGGUUGACCAUUGCCGAACUAAACUCCACCUUUCGCUGUUUAUUACCGGAUCGUGAAGAGGAAUAUCUAUUUGUUGAAAUACUGGAUAUGUUCUUAAAAAACGUUGAGUUUUGACGAAAUGGCGGGGGAGGUUCGAUCGCGAAGCGAGAGGCUACUUGCACCAAGCAGUGCUCAUCGAAGCCGCGGUGAUCUCUCCGUGUGUUAUGUGUGUGGUGCACACAGAGCGAACUGUCAGCUGCGAAUUCGACCGUUUGCUAAUGAGCCUUUCUUUCCCUUUUUGGAGCAUCAUGAAGCCGCUCCUGGGAGUUAUAUCCACUCAGACGGUAUCGUAGAUUCAUGUCGUGUUUGUCAUGCUUUUCUCAUUCAACAGUGGGUUGCAUUUGACAAAAACAACACCCCAAUCCCGAAGCGGUUGUAUUGGUUAAAACGCGCCGACUCUGCCGGCCAGAUGCGCAAGCUCGACCCGCAAGUCAUCCCUCCACACCAUGCAGUCCCUAUUCGUGAGGAUUUGUAUUCGCGGCUGAAUUUUCGGAAUAUUCCAGGAUUAUCCACUCAAGAGGAUGUUGGACGUAACAAUGCCAAUGGUAUCAUUGAGCCAAUAUCCACAGUUUCCACUUCGGGUGUCAAUGGUGAUUCUACCAAACGUAGGCACAUCUUCAAUAGCUGGGACAUUGAGAUUCCCUCAGUUGCCAUUUGUUAUGGAUGUGGAGUCUCUGUACCUCAGCAAGCUGUUCGGGUUGUACACACCAGUCAUUGGUCAAAGUCAGAAUCGCCAUAUUUCCCUUGUAUUCUUGGCCAUCCAGCACCAAGUGAAGCUAAGCCAGUGGAUCAAUUUGGCCGUGUACUGAUGUGUGAAACCUGUUCUAAUUAUCUUCUUCGGCAGUGGCAAGCACAGGAGCUUGAAAAUGUUCCCCUCCAUGAAAGGGUGUACCACCUGAGAUCAUCUUCAGUGGGCAGUGCAACGGCAAGUGCCAGUGGGGAAGUAUCUACAUCACGUGAUACCUCAGGAACAACACACACUAAUUGUUAUCUCUGUGGAAUCGAUGUGAUGGUAGCAGACACUCAUAUCAUUCGAUCUCGGAAGUUCAACAGUGUUGAUCCUUUCUACCCUUUCUUGGAGAAACAUGUAGGUGCUUCUGGAGCCUGGCAUCUGAGUUCAGAUGGAGGUGCCAGAGUGUGUGGAGCAUGUAACACAGACCUUGAUGAACAGUGGAAUGCUCAUGAUGUCAUGGGAACCCCAAUGGACAAGCGUGUGUACCGGAUCCCAAAUCAGAGUGGAUCAAAGAAGAAUGCUCCGGCUGGCAGCCAUAAGUCUGAUGAAAAGGCAAGAGGAGACGAGAAAGUACGGAAGCAUAAGUAUGAGGUGUGUUACUUGUGCUCAGAUAUCACAAGUACUAUUGGAGCAAAGCCAGUAAGUACUGGACCACAGUCAAAGGAAGAAGAGGAUGGUGAUGGAGGAGAAGAUGUGAUGAACUUUCCCUUUCUCCUGAAGGUGAAAAGACCGCACAAAGCACGGAAGGUAGACAAAGCUGGUAAUGUCCUUGUAUGCAUCCCAUGCUAUGAUCACCUUGAUCAACAAUGGAAAGAAUUCCAGGAGCAAAACAUUCCACACGAAGAGCGACAGUACCUGGUGAGACCUCGGAAAACAGAAGACUUAUCCAAACAGGUGACCUAUUCCAACAGACCUUCAAGCCCUACUGUGGACAGCAGUAAGCAUGAUCCUGUUUGUUUUCUGUGUGGCAUGCUGUGCAAGCCAAGAGACCACUACAGGCUCCACUCUUUCCCCAGACGAAGCCAACAAGACCAGCAAGAAAGCAUCCCUUUCUUUCCCUUCCUCAUGAAACACACCCCUGCCCCAAAUGCCACUCCUGUAAAUUCUGAUGGGGUAGCAUCUGUCUGCAAGUACUGCUACGUCAAUCUCAACACCCAGUGGCACGACUAUGAAAAAUCAUCAGACUUUGCAGAUGGUAAUAGAUGGCUACGGGGAUACAAUGUAAAUGGGUUUGUCUGUUUUGUCUGUGCACAGAAUGUUAAGAGAGAGGACAUUCGCAAAGUUAGCGUCAAGGAGUAUCCCUGUCUCCUUCGCCAUGAGAGACCUCAAGGUGGCAUUAUCUUGGAGGAUAAUAGCCUGGUCAUCACCUGCCCAACGUGUGAUGUUUCCUUGUACACCCAGAAAGCUGCCUUUGAUCAUCUUGAGGUUCCUGAGGACAAGAGGGCUUACCAACUCACGCAUUCUGUAGCAUCUGCAAAUGAAGGAAAGGAGGUAGGUUUUUGAUUGUUUGAAAGUUGUAUUGAUGCUUUGAUGACAUUGUCUUGUCAAUAACUUUUACUCUGACACGUUUAAUAAAUAUUUUUUUUAUUAUAGGUACAAAACUGUUUCAAAGGACACUGACCAGACCUGGUACUGAC
Lytechinus pictus (painted urchin) is the source of this 2540-nucleotide messenger RNA. RefSeq lists its product as uncharacterized. The transcript has a single exon. Lineage: Eukaryota; Metazoa; Echinodermata; Echinoidea; Temnopleuroida; Toxopneustidae. The record is from RefSeq and is a predicted model, not a curated record. Bases 250 to 2406 code for a protein of 718 amino acids.